AAACCCAUUAGGCCUACUUUUUAAAAAUGGACAGUCAAAUGGCCAAAACACCGCCUGACGUUAGAAAAUAAUCAUUACAAUGCUUUAAAUUAAUAAAUUUGGAGUACUUGCUCUAGAUCUGGACCUAUAAUUAUAAAUAACGCCUAAAUAGUGUCUUGGUAUUUUCUUAUCAUGGAUGAUACAAGAAAAAAAAAAUGAGUAGGCCUACAUCAAUGAAAGAUCAAAGUGCAAGAAUUUAUUUUACUACAUAGGCUACUACAGGAUAUUAAACAUUCAACGUAAUGCUUCUCAAAGAGUGUGUUAAACCUUUAUUGAAACACUGUCACAUUAAGAACUCUGUAUCACAGUUUAUAGAUCUUUAUUCCCACACUUGGAUUAAUACAAGUUAAUUCAAAACAGGUUUAUUUAAAUACUCGAAUGGGUACAUUAAUAAAUGGUUGUGCAAGGCAGUUUAUUAAAAACGUAUAUUUCUGGAGUGUAAAUUCCAGUCUGCCCUUGUUAAGAAAAAGAAAACUUCUUCACUCUACUCAAAGCGAUUUUCACAUGUUUUGUAAAUGCAUGCUUAUGAAAAACCAACAGAGGUAUGGAACCUCGGUCGAUCCUUGCAACUUCACAAAGUUGAGCACAUCCGUCACAGACACAUGGACAAAAACUGUGACAGUGUCACUCCCUCAAAAACAUAAUCCAGGGAAAAAUCUUCCCUUCAGAAUAUCAGUUUUAGACACAUUUCCUGGUGUAGCAGAUGAGAAUAAACCAACAGUUGUAGCUAUUCAUGGCGUUCCCAACACCGGCAAGGUCUAUCAGUCUCUGGCUACACAGCUGUACAAUAAGGGCAUUAGACUUGUGGCACCCACAACCUUUGGUAUGGAAUUUAGUCAAGCGGAUGUCAAACAUAUAUCAAACAUAGACUUUACAACCACAAAUAGAGCUUAUGCUACACAACAAGUCCUCAAAGAAUUGAACAUCAAAAAAAUUGAUGUACUGGUAGGACAUAGUGCAGGAUCAUGGGUGGUCUAUGAAGCUGGUGCAAAUUGGGACAAUGUUGGUGCUCUAAUAUGUGUAAACCCAACAGGUGCAACGGCAAACAGGGGUAUGAGGCCAGAGUGGUUCAUGAAAUCUGUUGCUUAUCUCUUGCUCAUUCCAUGGUGUAGAUGGCUCUUGAUGCCUAUAGUCAAGCGGGCGUAUAACGCUUUGUUUGAUAUAAGAGAGGUAUCAUUGGAUAAUGAUGGGGCCCACUUGAUUGCCUGCCAGCAGUAUAUCACACAUCAACAAUAUGAAAGGGUUCCCAUCAACGCAAAUAAGAUCCGAGAGAAAAAAAUUCCAAUUGUUAUGAUGUACUCACUGAAUGACAGACUUGUUGAGACUUCAAUCUGUUCUGAUAUGGCUGAUAAGUACCUACAAAUCCCUAAGGAAAAUAAAGUCAUGUUUGCUGAUGACAAAACAUCAGACAAAGAUCCAUGCUUUGUUCCUAAUGGCUGGUUCUCUAAAAGUUUGGUGUUUGCCAGAGGGGGACAUAUUGUUCAUAUAGCCCAUGAAGCUGAGCUGGUGCAACAGAUUGAACAUGUUAUAAAACAAGGAUCCAAAAAAAGAUGUUUCGCCACAAAGUAGUUCUAGAAAAUACAAAAAUUUAGUUAUUUUUUUAUAAAGGUUUUUGUUUAUUUGCCAGAAUUUGCCAUUGUAUUAAAUUUUGUUUAUAAAGAAAUAAUCUAUAAAUCAAUCAAACAUAAUAUUGAUGAUAUUAAUCAUUUCAAAAUCUUUAUGGUUUUGUUUCCUAAAAUUGAAAAACAAAAAUGUAAAUGAAGACUAUUCUCUUAAAUAAAUACUCAUCCAACAUUGGCUUUUAUUUUACAUCAACAGAAGUUUAUUGAGUUUAUCAAAUGGAAAACCAGCAUAAGUCAUUAAAAGAAUUUGGUUAAAAUGUAUACAUGUAUUGCAAAAAUUAUAAGAACAUAACAACCCUGUUUGUACAUACUAUACAAAAAAUAAUGUUAUUUAUUUAUUUAUUUAAUCUACAUCUGUGAUAUCCUGAACACUGCUUAA
This is a messenger RNA of Physella acuta, 2040 nucleotides long. RefSeq lists its product as uncharacterized. Lineage: Eukaryota; Metazoa; Mollusca; Gastropoda; Physidae. The record is from RefSeq and is a predicted model, not a curated record.